AUGCAUAAAUUUGGCCCCAGCGAGGAAGAUGAUGAGGACAUGGGUAUGGAGAUGAAGGAGGAAGAUGACGAUGAUGAAGACGAUGAUGAAGAAAAGAACAUGAGAACUACUUCUAUUAACAGCUUGGAUGUAGGCAUUUUACCAACAGCUGGUGGUACCAACAGGUAUGUGCAUCACCAGCAAUAUCAAGAUCAGCCUACUCCACAGGUAGGUGGGACCCGGAGGUGUCGGCCACAAGAAGAGAAAGAAAGAACAAAGCUAAGGGAGAGACAGCGGCGGGCGAUCACUGCCAAGAUUUUGGCGGGGCUCCGUAGGCAUGGCAACUAUAAUCUUAGAGUUAGAGCUGACAUUAACGAUGUAAUUGCUGCUUUGGCUAGGGAAGCUGGUUGGGUUGUUCUUCCAGAUGGGACCACCUUUCCUUCCAGAUCACAGGGAACACGACCUAUCACUGGUGCACCAAACACGGCAGUGCAAUCAUCAUCUCCACAAAUUCCAGCACCACACACAACAUCUCCUACUGCCUUGAGGGGCAUUUCCUCAGGGUACAUGAAUACAGUCGAUUAUGGUUCAUCUCACAUGAAAGGUGUUUUUGUGCCUGCUUCAUCUCCUUAUGAUGGCUCGUCGAGUGCCAGAUCUCAGACAUCCGCAAUGAUUGGGGACGGAGACCUGCAGAAUGAUCCUCUUCUUGCCUGUAUGUUACAAUUCAGCUAUCUGAUUAGUUUUGUUUUAUUUUCCUUUUUGAAGGUGGUUGACAUGCCACCAGCAACAAAACUACACGAGCGAGAUUUUUUUGGGACACCUUACGUUCCGGUUUAUGUUAUGCUGCCGUCAGGUGUUGUCAAUAUGAAGUGUGAGCUUGUUGAUCCAGAUGGUUUAUUAGAGCAUUUGAGAAUCUUAAAAUCAAUUAAUGUUGAUGGUGUUAUGGUUGAUUGCUGGUGGGGUGUGGUUGAAGCACAUGAACCUCAGGAGUAUAACUGGAAUGGCUACAUAAGGCUAUUUCAGAUUGUAAGGGAGAUGAAAAUGAAAGUCCAGGUUGUACUGUCCUUCCAUGAAUGUGGUGGUAAUGUUGGGGAUGAUGUGUGCAUUCCCCUGCCUCACUGGGUGGCCGAAAUCAGUCGAAACAAUCCGGACAUCCUUUUCACAGAUAAAUCAGGAAGGCGGGACACAGAGUGCCUGUCUUGGGGAGUUGACAAGGAAAGAGUUUUGAGGGGCCGAACAGCUGUAGAGGUGUACUUUGAUUGCAUGAGAAGCUUUCGGGUCGAAUUUGAUGAGUUUUUUGAGGGUGGUGUUAUAUCUAUGAUCGUAGUUGGUCUUGGUCCUUGUGGUGAGCUGAGAUAUCCUAGCAAUCCUGUGAAACAUGGUUGGAGAUACCCGGGUAUUGGUGAAUUUCAGUGCUAUGAUCAAUAUAUGUUGAAGAGCCUGCGCAAGGCUGCAGAAAUAAAAGGACACUCUUUCUGGGCACGAGGACCUGAAAAUACUGGUUCAUACAAUUCAAGGCCACACGAGACAGGAUUUUUCUGUGACGGGGGUGAUUAUGACGGCUAUCACGGCAGGUUUUUUCUCAGCUGGUAUUCUCAAGCUUUAGUCGACCAUGGAGAUCGAGUGCUUUCUUUGGCCAAGUUAGUUUUUGAAGGAACUCGUAUUGCUGCAAAGCUUGCGAGCAUCAAUUGGUGGUACAAGACAUCUAGUCAUGCUGCUGAAUUGACUGCUGGAAUUUAUAACUCCAGCAAUCGUGACGGUUAUGCUGCAAUAAUGUCAAUGCUAAAGAGGCAUGGGGCUGCUCUAUGCUUUGCAUGUUCCGAAAUGAGCAUUAUAGAUAAUCAGAUGGACUUCUCUGAGUCGCUGUCCGAUCCCGAGGGAUUAGCUUGGCAAGUUCUGAACGCUGCUUGGGAUGCUUGCAUACCUGUUGCCAGUGUAAAUUCUUUCCCUUGUCACGACCGAGAAGGUUUUAAUUAUUUAUUGGAGAAGGCAAAGCCCAUAGGUGAUCCUGACGGGAGGCAUUUUUCUGCUUUUACAUAUCUGAGGCUCAGCCCACUCUUGAUGGACAGACAAAACCUCAUCGAGUUUGAACGGUUUAUCAAGAAAAUGCAUGGGGAAGCUGUUCUCGAGUAUCAGACAUAG
Messenger RNA from Striga hermonthica, 2121 nucleotides. NCBI's taxonomy places the organism in Eukaryota, Viridiplantae, Streptophyta, Magnoliopsida, Lamiales, Orobanchaceae. The record is from the annotation of a GenBank genome assembly.